Tetrahymena thermophila SB210 is the source of this 2514-nucleotide messenger RNA. RefSeq names its product methionine-tRNA ligase. Lineage: Eukaryota; Ciliophora; Oligohymenophorea; Hymenostomatida; Tetrahymenidae. The transcript is spliced from 8 exons. Gene Ontology annotation, molecular function: methionine-tRNA ligase activity; ATP binding. Gene Ontology annotation, cellular component: cytosol; aminoacyl-tRNA synthetase multienzyme complex. Gene Ontology annotation, biological process: methionyl-tRNA aminoacylation. The record is from RefSeq and is a predicted model, not a curated record.
AUGGAAGUUAAACUUAGAAAAUUCACAACCAAGGGUUAAGCACUUGUUGCUUCAGCCAACCUUUUCCAUGAGGAAAAAAAGAUUACAUUCUCAAGGGAUGAAUCUGUAGCAAAUGACACUCUUGCUGUCUAAAAUUAAUAAGCAAUUAGCGGAUGGACUGCUAUUUUCUCUUAUCUCCUCUAGUUAAAGAUUGAUAGUCCUUUAUUUGGUGAUUUCUACUUUGUUUGCAACUAAUUGAAGAGUGGUAAAAGAUAAGUAGAAGAAAAUGCCUUAGAAAAUUUGAAUAAAAUACUUUCUACCAGAUAAUUCUUAAGCGGAGAAGAACUUGGUGAAAUUGAUGUUAUUGCUUACACUCGUGUCAGAGCCUUUGUUAAGGAUCUUCCUUUCAGCAUUAAGCGUUUUACCCAUCUCCACGAUUGGUUUGUUGCUGCUUAAUCAACCUUAGAAGAUGCUGUUAGCAAAGCUGAAACUUUCGUUGCUUAACCUGUUGUUAAGGAAAAGAAAGCUGCUGGAAAAAAACCAGAAGGCAAACCUGAAAAACCAGAAAAGGCUGAAAAAACUGAAAAUCCUAAAAAGGCUGAAAAAACAGAAAAAGCUGAAAACCCUAAGAAGGCUGAAAAGGCUGAGAAAAAGGAAGCCAAAAAAGAAAAGGCUGAAAAACCUGCUGCUACUGAAGCUCCUAAAAAGGCUCCUGCUAAAGUUGAUACUAUCGAUCCUGCUUAUAAGGAAAAAAUUAACAAUAUUAGAUUCGUUAGAAGCAAUAAGGGUGAACCCGUUUUACCAGUAGAUGGUUAAAGAAACAUUUUGAUCACCUCUGCUCUUCCUUACGUCAAUAACGCUCCUCACUUGGGUACAUUGAUUGGAUGUGUCUUGAGUGGUGAUGUUUUUGCUAGAUAUUGCAGAUCUAGAGGUUAUAAUACAAUUUACAUUUGUGGUACUGAUGAAUACGGUACUGCCACUGAAAUGAAGGCUCUUCAAGAAAAGACUACUCCUGCUGAAAUUUGUACUAAGUACUAUAAGAUUUAAAAGGAUGUCUAUGAUUGGUUUGAUAUCGAUUUUGAUAUUUUCGGAAGAACCACUACUGAAAAGCACACCAAGAUUUCUCAAGAUAUUUUCUUAACUCUUCAUAAGAAUGGUUACAUCAAGGAAGACAUCAUGCACCAAAGUUUCUGUGCUGCUUGUGAUAAAUUCUUAGCAGACAGAUACGUUAACGGUACUUGCCCCUUCUGCUAACACGAUGAUUGCCACGGUGAUUAAUGUGAUAAGUGUGGUAAACUCGUUAAUCCUGCCGAACUCAUCAAUCCUAAAUGUACAAUUUGCAAGAAUCCUUCUGUUAUUAAAGAAACUAAGCACUGCUUCCUCGAUUUACCUCAACUUGAAAAAGAAAUCGACGAAUUCAUUGAAAAGAGAUCAAAGGAAGGAGAUUGGAGUGAUAACGCAUAUAAAACAUCCAAGGCUUGGAUUAAGAAUGGUUUAAAAUAUAGAUGCAUUACUAGAGAUUUAAAAUGGGGUACUCCUAUUCCUCUUGCUGGUUGGGAAAACAAGGUUAUGUACGUAUGGUUCGAUGCUCCUAUUGGUUAUCCUUCCAUUACUGCUAAUUUGGUUGAAGACUGGGAAAAAUGGUGGAAAAACCCUGAAAAUGUUAAACUUUAUCAAUUCAUCGGUAAGGACAAUAUUCCUUUCCACUGUGUCAUCUUCCCUGGUACUCUCUUGGGAACUCGUGAAAACUGGACACUACUCAACUCUAUGUCAUCUUGUGAAUAUCUUUAAUACGAAUCUGGUAAAUUCUCUAAGAGUAAAUGCGUUGGUGUAUUUGGUGAUGACGCCUAAAAGACUGGCAUUCCCGUUGAAGUUUGGAGAUAUUACCUUUUGAUUAACAGACCUGAAUAAAACGAUACUAAUUUCUAAUGGAGUGACUUUGCUGCUAAGAAUAACAACGAACUUCUUCCUAACGUUGGUAACCUUGUUCAACGUAUUUUGAAAUUCCUCUACUCUAAGUUAGAAAAGAAAGUACCUACUUUAGAUUUCAGUCUAUUGAACGAAGAAGAUAAGAACUGGUUAGCUUCUAUUUGGAAUUUGUUCCAACAAUAUCUUUCUCAUAUGGAAAAGGUAGAACUCAAGAGUGCUCUUAAGGUUGUUAUGUAAAUUUCUUCUGAAGGUAAUAAUUAUAUGCAAAAGAAUGAACCUUGGAACAAGGCCAACCAAGAAACUGGUAGACACAUUGUCUCAUUGUUCGUUUUGGUCAACAUCAUUAGAUUCCUCUCUGCCUUAUUCGAACCUUUCAUGCCUACUCUCAGUGCUAAAAUUAAUUUCAUGUUGGGUUACGAAGCCAGAACCGCUAAAGAUGAAAAGAUCCUUGAAUUUAUCAGUUCUCAACCUGAUGCUAUCUCUGGUCUCCUUUCUCUUGUUCCUGGUGGAUAAAUCUUAAAUGAACCCAUUCCUAUUUUCAGAAAAUUGGAAGAUGAUGAAAUUGAAAACUUCAAGUUAUAAUUCAGCGGUGGAAAGAAAUUGUGA